AUGUUUGAAAUAGCAUCCAACGUUAUUCCGAGAAGUUUCAAAUUACUAGAAGAGUUAGAAUCAGCUCAAAAAGGACAACAUGAUGGUUCAGUAUCGUGGGGUCUCGAGUCAAAUGACGAUAUGACAUUGUCAAAGUGGAUAUGCAUGAUAAUAGCUCCACCACGCACGCCGUAUGAAGGAAGAAUUUACAAUUUAAAAGUUCAUUGUAGUGAUAGAUAUCCAGACGAAGCGCCAUCAUUUCGUUUUUUAACUCGUGUUAAUUUAGCGGGAGUAGCAGCAAACGGCACAGUUGAUCCCAAGCAUGUGCCAUCACUCAGAAAUUGGAAUCGUGAUAGUACAAUUCAUCAAGUAUUAAAUGAUAUUCGUUCAAGUAUGUCACAAAAAGAGAACAUGAAAUUACAACAGCCACCAGAAAAUGCGUUGUAUCCUACUCCCCAUGGUCAAUAA
Molecule: messenger RNA, 447 nt
Organism: Didymodactylos carnosus
Lineage: Eukaryota; Metazoa; Rotifera; Eurotatoria; Philodinida; Philodinidae
Source: the annotation of a GenBank genome assembly